Messenger RNA from Dentiscutata erythropus, 426 nucleotides. Lineage: Eukaryota; Fungi; Glomeromycota; Glomeromycetes; Diversisporales; Gigasporaceae. The record is from the annotation of a GenBank genome assembly.
GAAAUGAUUUCGUUACAAUUGUUUUUAAUGAAUCUGGACACAAUUAUAAGUUUGAUACGAUACCAAGUCAUUUCAAUUAUAUCAAUAUUGUAAUUUCUCCACAUUCUCAAAGACACCUCUCACAACCUCUUAAUUCACCCACAAACAAUACUUACACUUUCUAUAAAGUUACUAUGCAACGUCGUACCGAUAUGCCAGAAAUUGGACCCAUUACGGAAUUUAAAAUGAUAUCGGCCUCAGCUUUAUCAGCAUUUGUUUUAGCAAUAGCAUUACAUGCAAAUAUAUUUUCACAAGUAUUUCUACAAAGUGGCGGAUCAAAAAAAGUUGAAUAUGUAACAAAUUGGAGAGAUCGUCUAAGGCAGAUCAAGAGAUUAAAAGAACGAUUCAAAUCGACAAAUAAUUCGAAUACCAAUUCUGGAAAUGUUG